AUGAACGCGCAUUGCACACAGAAAUUCUUUACCGUUUUCUCAAGAUUAAUCACCAUUCGUUCGAUGCAGACGAAGAGAGGAAAAAAUAGGAUAACUGACAAUAGUGAAAAAAAAGACAUUUUUGACUUCAUUCUUUCUCUCUCUCUCUCUCUCACCCUCAGUUCUCCCCUCCCUCUUUCUAUUUUGCUAUCUCUCUCUUUCACUUUCUUUUUAUAUCAUUCUUUCAUUUUCUAUUUUCAUCUCUUAAAUUUUUCUUCUGUCGCUUCUUCUCUCUUUUUAUCUCAAUCUAUUUUCUUUCCUCUCUUUCUCUUUCUUUAUAUUGCCCUCUCUUCCCCCCACCCUUUCCAUUUUUAUUUUAAUUUUUCUUCCUCCAACUCUUUCACACUCACUUUUUCUCAACAUGUCUUCUUCUUGUCUUUUUCUUUCGCUCUGUCUUUCUCCGUAUAUCAUUUUUUCAAUAUCUCUCGACAUCUCUUACUCUUAUCUUCUAUCUCUCCCCCUCUCUCUCUCUCUAUCUUAAUCCCUCUUCCUUCCCCCUUCCAUUCAUGUGCAGAAACAUACAAGUUCAUAUUUAUUGACAAAUAUUUGUGCAUCGAUUUGUGCUUUUGUUUGUUUCUUAUUUAUCUUCGUCCACAUUAA
This is a messenger RNA of Acanthosepion pharaonis, 639 nucleotides long. Lineage: Eukaryota; Metazoa; Mollusca; Cephalopoda; Sepiida; Sepiidae. The record is from the annotation of a GenBank genome assembly.